AUGAGAGUUUCACUAGAAGCACAAGCCAUGUCAGGAGCUAACUAUCUUGAACACGGCUAUGACAUGGAAGAAUGGGAACGAAUGGAGUCUGAGGUACCUGCGUAUUUAUUAGCCGAAGAAGAUGAAGAAAAAAAGGAACCGGAAAAAAUAGUUCGUAAGCGUUAUUUUCUGUCCUCGGAAAAUAGUGAUCAGAAGCAAUAUCACGCUUGUGAAAAUGAAUGGGAUGAAGUUGAUGAAGCACAAUACGAGGGCCAAAAGGCAAAAAAAUGUUGGGGUUAUUUGCCAUUGAGCUUUGGUAUGAUAAUCAUCUCGACUUUCUUUUGGCUACUGAUCGAGAAGUGUAGGAAGAUUAACAGCGGCACGGUUAUAUUGAUCGUGUACGAUUUCUGGGUACGAAUUAGUCGUAAAGAUUCAUAA
Molecule: messenger RNA, 417 nt
Organism: Striga hermonthica
Lineage: Eukaryota; Viridiplantae; Streptophyta; Magnoliopsida; Lamiales; Orobanchaceae
Source: the annotation of a GenBank genome assembly